Molecule: messenger RNA, 279 nt
Organism: Funneliformis geosporum
Lineage: Eukaryota; Fungi; Glomeromycota; Glomeromycetes; Glomerales; Glomeraceae
Source: the annotation of a GenBank genome assembly
AUGGAUGUUAAUUUUAAUGAAGGACUUAAUGUUCUUUCUUCAUACUUGCAAGAACGAAAUAAUAAAUUAUAUCGUAAUUUUUUACUUCAAAAUCGGGACACCGUCGUUACUUCGUCGCUGUUAUUCUCGAAAAACUGGGAGGUUCUCGACAACACAUGCGCAACAAACUUUCUGAGAGAGGCGGGAAAGCUGAAGCUGGAUUUACGCGAAAAGGUCAGGUCUCGGGAUGCUAAAGAUUUAGAAAGUUAUUGGGAAGGAGUGCUCCAAGAAUGUAACUUA